AUGUCAGAACAACAAGAUUUUGUUGGAAUGUUGUUGUUGGCUGCUGUUUGGGGUUAUACAAAUGUUUGGAUGGCCAAAGCAACACGGGAAAAGGAGGAGAAUGCUGGUGAAAAAGGUAGGAAGGAGCUUAGAAGUUUCUAAUUGGUUUUUUAAUCUUGUUCUGGUUUUUAGGUAAUAAGGUUCAAAUUUAGACGAUUUUUAACUUGUGGCCAUGAAAUUCGUUUUGAUUAUAACUAAUAUCGCGUUUGAUUUAACAAGUUUUCAGAGAAAAAACCAGCUACUACAAGUUGGUAUUUACGUCCAGUACUGGAACUGAUUAAUUAUUUUAAGAAUUGGAGAUUUGUUUUGCCAUUUCUAUUGAACCAAUCAGCUUCAGUAAGUUUCUUGCUUUUGUUAUUGUAUUUUUAGGUAUUGUUUUUGUAUUUUGUGAUCAAGACCGACUUGAGCAAAGCCGUGUGUACCAUAAAUUCAUUGACAUUCAUGUUCACAGCUUCAUUUGGUUAUCUAUUCUUUGGAGAACAAUUAAAUUGGACUAGAACUUUGAUUGGAUCUGGAUUUAUUUUGGCUGGAAUUGGGGUUAAGCAAGGAUGGAUGGAGGAGCUGCUAUGA
Messenger RNA from Bursaphelenchus okinawaensis, 609 nucleotides. Lineage: Eukaryota; Metazoa; Nematoda; Chromadorea; Rhabditida; Aphelenchoididae. The record is from the annotation of a GenBank genome assembly.